Gadus macrocephalus (Pacific cod) is the source of this 1235-nucleotide messenger RNA. It is a transcript of the gene dus4l, whose product is annotated as dihydrouridine synthase 4-like (S. cerevisiae). The record is from RefSeq and is a predicted model, not a curated record. The transcript has 6 exons. Gene Ontology annotation, biological process: tRNA processing. NCBI's taxonomy places the organism in Eukaryota, Metazoa, Chordata, Actinopteri, Gadiformes, Gadidae. Bases 217 to 1158 code for a protein of 313 amino acids. Gene Ontology annotation, molecular function: tRNA dihydrouridine synthase activity; flavin adenine dinucleotide binding.
ACGUCAUCCGGAAGCGCCCAUAACACUUCCACCGCACAGCCCCCGCUUCAUUCCAGCGUCUGACGUUAAGUACCGAGAUCUGUAACACGACCACGGGAGGGUUGUGUGCUUGUCCAUCCGUAACAUGAGCUUUAACACUAAAUUAGUGUUGUCUGUGGUCCAUCUAUAAUAUGAGCACUGACACUAAGGUAGGCUCGUAAGUGGUCCAUCUAUAACAUGGAGACUAAUAACAUAAUGGACAUGUUCGAGGAGGGAAAGGUCCUCAAGAUCUGCGCCCCCAUGGUUCGAUACUCAAAGCUGCCAUUCAGGUGUUUGGUGAGGAGAUAUGACUGCGAUAUCUGCUUCACUCCCAUGAUAGUGGCUGCAGACUUCAUGCGUUCCAACAAGGCCAGAGAUAGUGAAUUCACCACCAAUGACUCUGACCGACCAUUGAUAGUGCAGUUUGCCUCCAGUGAUGCCCAGACCCUGGCUGAUGCAGCCUGUGUGGUCGCUCCUUUCUCGGAUGGAGUUGACCUGAACUGUGGCUGUCCCCAGAGGUGGGCCAUGGCUGAGGGGUACGGUGCUUGCCUCAUCAAUAAGCCCGAUCUGGUCCGAGACAUGGUUCGCCUAGUCCGAAACCAAGUAGCAAAACCCAACUAUUCAACCUCUAUAAAAAUAAGGAUCCACAAGGACCUUAGGCGGACCGUAGACCUGUGCCAGCAGGCUGAGGCCGCCGGUGCGUCCUGGAUCACGGUCCACGGGCGCACCGCGGACGAGCGCCACCAGCCGGUCAAUUACAACGCCAUACAGACCAUAAAGGACAGCGUCUCGGUGCCUGUUAUUGCCAACGGAGAUGUAAGGAACCUCCGGGACGUGGAGGCCAUGCACCGGCUCACUGGUGUGGAUGGUGUCAUGGCCGCCCGGGGUCUACUCGCUAACCCAGCUAUGUUUGCCGGCUACGAGGGCACUCCGCUGCAGUGUGUCUGGGACUGGGUAGACAUUGCAACAGAGCAAGGCACCCCUUUCACCUGCUUCCACCACCAUCUAAUGUACAUGCUGGAGAGGGUCAGUUCUCAGCCAGAGAGAAAAGUGUUCAACUCUCUCUACGGUACUGCAGCGGUAAUCGACUACCUGCAUGAAACAUACGGGCCAGUCCAAGAUUGCGGGAUGUCAACUUAAGUGUCUAUUUUGUUUUUAAUUACAUUUUAUGAAGAGUGUAUAUAUACAUAUGUUGGUUAAUAAAAUCGUACUUUUUG